AUGGACUGUGACCUGGAUCGGCUGGUGCGAGGACGUGGCGUUGCAUUGGAGGAGAAUCAAUGCCGAGACUUCUGCUCCAAGGUCUUCCUUGGGCUGCUUCACUUGCAUUGUGGGCACGUGAUCCAUCGGGACUUGAAACCUGCGAAUAUUUUCAUCCGCCUGAAAACAAAAGAGGUGAAAAUUGGGGACCUGGGCUUAAGCCGUGGCAUUGCGGUGGAUGGCGAGACCGGCGAGGCCAUCCAUCCAUUGGAGGAGCAGCUCACGGAGUAUGUGGUCACACGUUGGUACCGUGCGCCAGAAGUGCUUCUGGCUAGAUCGAAGUACGGGCCCAAAGUGGAUGUGUGGUCGGUGGGUUGCAUCCUCUACGAGAUGUGGACUGCCAAGGCAUUGUUCCCAGGCAAAAAUAGCCUGGAUCAACUGACAAAAGUGAUGGGCAUUAUGGGACUACCAUCGGAGCAGGAUCAGUGGUGGGUUCCAGAGGAGUCCAAGCCGAUGCUGUUGCGUUGUUCUCAACGACCUGCCAAGGGCUUGUCCCGGAUGCAGGGCAUUCCUGGGGGACAUGGUGCAGACCUCCUGGCCCGGCUCCUGGCCUUCGACCCUUCGCGGCGCCUCUCCGUGGUGGGGCCCCCGCAUCAUCCCUAUUUGGAGAGUUUCGCUUCGGGUCAGGUGGACCGCGCCAAGGCCAAUCCCUGCCCCGAAGAUGACCAAGUCAACAACGACCAGGUCGUUGAAGCAAAAGAACCAGCUGAGCCAAUGGUUGAGCCGGAGCAGCCGAAAGACUUGGAUGCGAUUUUGGCCAAAAUUCAAUCGGCCUCUGGAGAGAUCAUGCAUAGCAUUGAUCAAGAUGAAGCGUUGAGAGAUGCCGAUCCUGAAAAUAAGGAUACAGCAAAUCUGCUUGGAGCUGACAAAGAUUUCGGCUCGCUGGAUGCUGCGAAUGGUGAGAUGCCCGAGGUGGUCAAGCAACAGCUGGAUGAAGCCGCCGAGGCGCGCGAAAAUCUGGUGAUCCAAUGGCGCGAGGUCUGUAAGCCGCGCCGGGCGGGGGCCAUUGCGGCGAAGCGCAGGGGGUCACGCAAGGAUUUCGCGGAUCUCUUUCAGCAAUGGCUGAUAGCCCGCAAUCUCAACGAUGCUUUGGUGCCAGAUCGAUAUGAAGAUGGCUGGAAAGUUUACACGUAUGAUCGGAUGCCCGUGGUGAAGAGCGAGGAGCACUGGGCGCGAGCCUUUCACGGCACGUGGUGGUACUCCGUGUGGCUGGUCCUCGAAUCUGGUGUUUUCCUGGAAUCCAAUGACCGAGACAAAGGCCACGACUUCUGGGAGCCGGGUGUCUACUGCUCACCGAAUCUAUCGACUGCCAGGUGGUAUGCUCGGCCUCACAUCCUCUUCGGCGACGGAGUGUACCACCGAGUGAUUUUCGAACUCCGGGUGAACGAAGAGAAGCGGAUCAGGAACCGACAACGGGGUGGAGUGCAAUGGGUCUUCAAGCCAGAUGCUGUAUCGCUGCAUGCGGUCUGGGUGCAACGCAAUGCGCCCCCUGCCAAUGGCGAGGAGCGCAUCAAUGACUGGGAUCCCAAGCUGGAGGCGCGACCAUUUGGCAAAGAGCUGAUUGAUGCCACCCGGAGCUGGCGCUGCAGUGACGAUACGAAUCACUGGGACUUGGAGUUUUCGGACACUGAAGAGGAUGAGCCAGGUGAGAAGGAGCCGGAAGAUCAGCCCGUUGCUCCCCACCUCCAUGCCUCCCAGCCUUGGCCCAAAGCCAGCCCUGUGCCCAGCUCAGCACCUUCCAUGAUCCCCGCUGCGCACCGCACUGGCGCCGGCCUCAACGGCCUGCCGGGCAUGGGGCCCUUUACGCGGCGCCAUGGCCACGGGGUGCUGCCUCCGCCCGGGAACAUCUACGCACAGGAGGCGGCGCGGGCGAACGGUGCCCUGCCAUCGCCUUGGGAGGCCAGAAAUGGAAGAGCCGUGAGCCAUGGCAGUUCCCAUGGGCUACGGCCCAUUGGAAAAGGGGACUGGGCCAAGCCGUGGCAGAACGGCGAAGGGAAGGCUCGAAACACUCCGCGGAAGCGAUUUCAGCAGCCGAAGAAACGAAAGGCUGAGGAAAUGGAUAAGAAGCAGGAGGAGGAAAAGAAGGAGGAAAAGAAGUCCGAAAAUAUUGAUGAUGAUGAGGGCUUUUUGGCUUAUCUCGAAAGAUUGGAGCAGGAACGAAAGGAAAAGGAGAAGGCUGAGAAAGAGAAAGAUGCUGGUUUAUGCGCGGUGGAGGUGACACCUGCGGACGUCUCUUAUGACACGCAAUAUGAUGGGCUUAGCAAAGGCCAGGGACGCUUGGCCUCAGCGAAGCUUUCAAGAAUGCUGCGCCAGGAGGCGGCGUCGAGACGACCACUCAGCCGUGAGUCAGCCGACGAAGCGAGCCGAAGAACGGCGCUCUUCAGGCAGGCUGCGACUGAAGGUGUCCACGACGUCCACGAGAAGCCACGGGCCACGUCGCAAUCGCGUCGAGAAAGACGGCCAACGUUGGCGGCCAGUCGCAGCUAUCAGAAGAUUCACGUGAGCCCAAGACGGUCAGAGCCAAAUCCGGAAGUCCUUCCAGCCGACCUCUUAGAGUUGCCGAAAGCUCCGCAGCCCGCGCAGCCCGCGCAGCCCGCGCAGCCCGCCGCAGAAAGCGCUCCGGUGGAGGAUGUGGCAGGUCACCUUGACAUGCCGUCCAUCUCCACCCCUGGCCGGCGCGACAAAACGCUGCCGGCGGCGGCCAUUCCGGCGCCGGGGAAGCUGCGAAGCCGCACUGCGUGGAAAAAGGCCCUGGUAGCGGCCCACCAGGCGCGCGCCACGCUGGCAGAGCUGGAAACGCGGCAGGAGUUGCUGACGCCGCCCAAGUUGAGCCGGGACAAGGAGGCAACACGCGCCGCGUUCAACGAGGAAGCUGCUAUAACGCUGGAGUUGGACAAGUUGCAGUUACUUCAAGAUCAGCAAGAGAAGAAACUGCAGCGCUUCCUGGAUGGAAAUCUCAUCUCCAGCCUUUCCAAUCUCUCGGAGGACAUCUCCAUGGGACGGCGGCUCUCCCUCCCUGCGGAUGUGGCUGAUCGGCGGGUCAGCAAGCUGGACUUAGCGCGGGAUGCAGCGAAGUUGGCUUCGCAAAGCAUGGCCAGGGAUGUUCGGCCUUUGGACAUCUCUGCUACGGCGCUGGGUUCUCCCUCGGGUCCAUUGAGGACCACUGCAGCAUCGGCCUGCGAUCAUGCGGGUCUCGAGGCCCUGGAGCCCUUGGAGCGACCGCAGCUGGAGGUGAAGUCCGACAAGUCCUUUGGGGCGCGAGCCUCACCUCGCCGCAAAGGUCAGCAACCACAGCAGAGCCAGUCAGCUACACCAAGGCAAAGGCGGCCAAGCGCGGUACAAUCAUCACCGAGAAAGGCCGGUGACGGACGAUCUGCGAGCCCCGGCCUGGCGCGACGGAAAAACAGCCGCGGCACGCAACCCAUGUCGCAGAAGGCAGACAGCUUCCGGAGCAAGUCUCCCAGUGCCACAGGUGCGCGGCCCCAGAAGUUGCCAGCCCCGCCUCCAGAGACGAAAGCGCAGAGUGGAAGGGGUGUUCCCAGUGAAGCGCCGCUGCCGCGAAGGCAUUCCGAUGCCCCGAUCCUACGACGAGAGAACCCGUUUGACGCGAAGACCAAGACUCGCCCGGCAGGAGAGUCGAAGGACAAAGUGCCUUUAGAGACCUUGAGACUUAAGGAUGUGGUGACUGAAGCGGAAACUCCAACUGAUCUGGACAGUCCACUCAGGAGCUGCGUUCAGCCGGAGCCAUCCGAACACUGUGAGGGACGGAGGAACGUGGCCAGAGCAUGGCCGGUGUGUCCGGCUGACCUGGGAGAUGACGAGCUCGAUUUUGCAGCUCCGGCCUUUCCGCAGCCUGCACGAGCAUCCUGCGUGGCCCGCGUUGGUGAGUGACGCAGGAUGAUAGCUGCGUAGCUCUGCAUGGUUAAUGUGUCUGAUGUGUCUGCAACAUUCUGCAACUCGUUUUUUUGGUCACAGCUCUGAAACC
Cladocopium goreaui is the source of this 4024-nucleotide messenger RNA. Lineage: Eukaryota; Dinophyceae; Suessiales; Symbiodiniaceae. The record is from the annotation of a GenBank genome assembly.